Candidozyma auris is the source of this 1620-nucleotide messenger RNA. RefSeq names its product ERMES complex subunit (gene MDM34). The record is from RefSeq and is a predicted model, not a curated record. Gene Ontology annotation, biological process: mitochondrion organization; phospholipid transport. Bases 1 to 1620 code for a protein of 539 amino acids. Gene Ontology annotation, molecular function: lipid binding. Gene Ontology annotation, cellular component: ERMES complex. The transcript has a single exon. Lineage: Eukaryota; Fungi; Ascomycota; Pichiomycetes; Serinales; Metschnikowiaceae.
AUGUCAUUUAAAGUCAACUGGAACACCCUAGAAACGGACUCGUUACGUUCGUGGACCACAGAGUUGCUAACUGACGCCUUAAACUCGGGGAGAAGACCUAACAUUCUAGCGUCAGAUAUCCAGAUCAAAGACCUCAAUUUCGGCAAAGUGGCUCCUGAUUUCGAGAUAUUAGAAAUUGGAGAGCUCGACAAGGAUAGGUUCAGAGGGAUCUUCAAAAUUAGCUAUUCUGGAGACUUCCACUUGACCCUUCAUACUAAAGUGCAAGCGAACCCGUUGAAGAUCUACUGCGACAAUUCUCAGGAGAAGGAAGUGUCGUCGCUCCAGUCGUUCGUUACUCCUGACUUUCUAUUAUCGGUUGAACCGUUCAAUCUUCCUCUAGAUCUAAAGUUGAGUGACAUCAAGAUUUCUGGGAUCGGCAUCAUUGUGUUCUCCAAGAGCAAGGGAUUAACUUUGGUCUUCCGCAACGACCCACUUGACUCCAUCAAGGUGAGUUCCACAUUUGAUACGGUCCAGGUUCUAGCUAAUUUCUUGCAGAAGCAGAUUGAGACUCAAAUCAGGGAUUUGUUCAGGGAAACGUUGCCCACUCUUUUGCAUAAGCUCAGCUUGAAGUAUGUUUCUGCUCUUACUCCUAACGAGGUGAUGAAUAACAUAAAAGAUCAUUUGAAUUCGCCGGCAUACUCAAAUAGCUUGGAUUUCUCCGAGUCACAGACUAUCUCAUCCAACAAUUUGAGACGCCUUGCAAGUCUUUACAGCUCAAGGGAAACUCUCAAUUUGAAUGUUCCCAAGUUUAGGCGCAUCGUGCAGAGAAACAGUCUAGAAAAGUUCAACAAGCAUCUCUAUCCAAACUUGGUCAACUCGUUGUACUCCAAGUUGGAUAUCGACACACCUGUAGCUGCAACCAACAGCAACAAUUGUGUUCCUGUUGAACUUUUCGCUCAAGAUAACUUUUCCAGUGUCGAAUGUAUUGUCAAGGAGAUAUCUAGUAUCCAAGGAAAGUCCUUCAAAUCGGUCAACAGCAACGAGAAGACGUCACCCAAGAGAAGAACGAUUAAGAUGGGUAGCAAGAUGAGGAAAAAGAAGCAGAGUAUUGAACAGCCAGCUUCAAGCCCAGCGGUACAGGACUCCUCGAUGCUUAGAUCGACGACCAUGUCUAAGACCGCUACAGAGUACUGCGACUCGUCGUCUGACACCUUUGUGGAUGAGGAAUCUUCUGCUAGAGUCGAACAACCUACACCCAAGCAAGACUUCAACAAGCGUCCACCUUUGGUUAUUCAUUACAAUCAUCUUGCGCACAACCCUUUAAGCGGAUGCCCUUCUCCCUUGAGCUCGAACUCUUCUUUUAUCGGCGGUGUAGGCAUCGGGAACCCAUCGUUCUCAUUAGCCCAUGCCCCACCUAUCUCUACCUCGCCAAUAGGUAAAAAGGAGAAAUCAGAGGAAGUGAAGGCAAGAGAACUCAAAGUAAAGAAGUCUUUGAAUCAUAUCGAUAUUGGAAGGAUCAAUGAGAAAUUACAAAUGCAUUUGAGUGAGCGGAAGCCACCUUCAGAGUCUGCGGACAAGCGACACUACGAGGGCGAGGAAGUUGAAGCGCCUCCACCACCAUAUCACCAUAUCACCACAUAA